AUGAAUUCCUCAUUUUACCUGUAUUUCUUGGAUCUCAACCUGAAUGCCACACAUGGCAACCUUUCAGGACCGAAUGUCAAAAACAAGUCUUCGCCAUGUGAAGACAUGGGCAUCGCUGCGGAGGUGUUUCUGACUUUGGGUUUCAUCAGCCUCUUGGAGAACAUCCUGGUCAUAGGUGCCAUCAUGAACAGCAAGAACUUGCAUUCUCCCGUGUACUUCGUGUGCAGCUGAGCAGUGGCUGACAUGUUGAUGAGCAUGUCCAAUGCCUGGGAGACCGUCACCAUAUACUUGAUAAGUAACAAGCACCUGGUGAUGGCAGACGCUUUUGUGCAUCACAUUGACAACGUGUUUGGCUCCAUGAUCCGCAUUUCCGUCGUCACCUCGAUGUGCAGUCUGCUGGCCAUUGCAGUGGAUAGCCAAGAGAUACAGAAGACCUUGAGAGAGACUAUUUGCUGCCACGCGUGCCCCCACAGUGAUUAG
Messenger RNA from Galeopterus variegatus (Sunda flying lemur), 480 nucleotides. RefSeq names its product melanocortin receptor 5-like. The record is from RefSeq and is a predicted model, not a curated record. Lineage: Eukaryota; Metazoa; Chordata; Mammalia; Dermoptera; Cynocephalidae. The transcript has 2 exons. Gene Ontology annotation, cellular component: membrane. Gene Ontology annotation, molecular function: melanocortin receptor activity. Gene Ontology annotation, biological process: G protein-coupled receptor signaling pathway.